UAAACAGUCAUAGCAACGCAGCCUAAAAUACACAUAACUUUGUAGUUUUCUCAUCAAGUUGGUAAAUUUUUAGGGCGACGUAAAAUCAGAAAAACAUGCCGCAAGAAUCACAAUUAACCAAUGCUGGUAUGGAGGGCGAUGAAAUUGAAAAUGUUCGAGUGGUGGUGCGUGUCCGCCCAAUGGAGAAAUCGGAAAUUAACUGUGGUGCAACUAAUGUUAUACAAGUGGACAAAAUCAAUCGUGCCAUCACAGCCGUGAAGCCAAACGCAACCGUAAAUGAACCACCGAAAACAUACUACUUCGACAACGUUUUCAGUACCGAUUCCAAUCAACUCGAUUUGUAUGUGGAUACUGCGCGUCCCAUCGUAGAAAAGGUGCUGGAGGGUUAUAAUGGUACGAUAUUCGCUUAUGGUCAAACGGGUACGGGUAAAACCUACACCAUGUCGGGUAAUCCAGAGUCACCACAGACGAAGGGCAUCAUACCAAAUGCUUUUGCACACAUAUUUGGACAUAUCGCCAAAGCUCGUGAGAAUCAGAAAUUUUUGGUGCGUGUAAGUUAUAUGGAGAUUUACAAUGAAGAAGUACGCGAUUUGCUUGGAAAAGAUGUAAGCAAGAGUCUAGAGGUAAAGGAACGACCAGAUAUUGGUGUAUUCGUGAAGGAUUUGAGUGGAUAUGUAGUGCAUAAUGCAGAUGAUCUGGAAAAUAUUAUGCGCUUGGGCAACAAAAAUCGUGCCGUGGGCGCCACAAAAAUGAAUCAAGAGUCAUCACGUUCACACGCCAUAUUCUCUAUUACGGUGGAAAGCAGCGAACUGAGUCAGGGCGAUAUGACAAAUGUUCGAAUGGGCAAGCUGCAGCUAGUGGAUUUGGCUGGAUCGGAGAGACAAAGCAGGACACAGGCAAGUGGACAACGGUUGAAAGAAGCAACCAAAAUUAAUUUGUCACUAUCCGUGUUGGGCAAUGUCAUAAGUGCUUUGGUGGAUGGAAAAAGUACACAUAUACCCUAUCGCAACUCGAAACUUACGCGUCUGCUGCAAGACUCAUUGGGCGGUAAUUCAAAAACAGUUAUGUGCGCUACGAUUAGUCCUGCAGACACUAAUUAUAUGGAAACUAUAUCUACAUUACGAUAUGCUAGUCGCGCUAAGAACAUACAGAAUCGUAUGCGUGUCAAUGAGGAACCAAAGGAUGCAUUGUUGCGUCAUUUUCAAGAGGAGAUCGCCCGUUUGCGUAAGCAGCUUGAAGAGAGCAAUCAUGAAGAUCAAAUUUCCGAGGAGGAGGACGAAGAAAUAGAUGAGGAUGAGGCCGAUAUUGAAAUAGAAAUUGAAGAAGCGCCUACUGUCAACGGUAGGAAGUCCAAGAAACGGGAGAAGAAUGAUGCUGAAAAAGAGGAAAAGGAGCGACGAGCACGGGAGCAUCAAAUUGAGAUUGAGCAUGCAAAAUCGGAACAAGAACAAUUGCGUAACAAAUUAAUGUCCCUUGAAGGCAAAAUAUUGGUUGGAGGAGAAAACCUGCUAGAAAAAGCACAAACUCAAGAAAAAUUAUUGGAGCAAUCUCUCGCCGAAUUAGAGGAGCGGGGGAAAACAGAGGAAGCAUUACGACAGACACUACAGCAAAAGGAAACUGAGCGCAUAGACAUUGAAGAACGAUACUCCUCACUACAGGAAGCCAGCACAGGCAGUACUAAAAAAAUACAUCGAGUCAUGCAAAUGUUGAUGGGUGUGAAAUCUGAAUUGGCCGAUCAACAGCAAGAACAUCAGCGCGAAAAGGAAGGUAUUUACGAGAAUAUACGUAGUUUGUCACGCGAGCUCGCAUUGUGCGAACUGGUGCUUAACUCUUACAUACCUAAGGAGUAUCAGUCAAUGAUCAAUCAGUAUACUCACUGGAAUGAAGAUAUUGGUGAAUGGCAGCUCAAAUGUGUCGCAUACACCGGUAACAAUAUGCGCAAACACAUAGCCGAACCAGAGGAAUCCACUAAUAAGCAGGAAUUCAUAGACCUUUCGCACGUUUAUCUCAGUUACAAUACCGAUGGUGUCACAAAUCCGGUGCGUGCUAAGUCUGCUCGUCCUCGCACAUCUGGGGUACCACGCCCUACUACGGCACGGCGUUACUGAACCCAUAAUAUAUAAAUUUAUAAGUAUAAAGUACGCAUAGCUUUUGCACAUAUUAUUUGUUUUUUAAUUUUAAGUUUUAUAUUUUUUGUGAAUUUAAUUUUAAGAUUUUGUUGUUUUCGUAUUUAUAACGACUCGAAUUAACACGCAAAGCUAGACACAAAACAAGCAUUUACUUUGCAUUAUAGUAUUGCAUACAUUUGUAUUCUGCACAUAAUCCAAACGGACACUACACAAUUUUGUUGAAAUAAUUAGUUGAUCAAUGUAUAAAAUGUAUUCAAAUAAACUAUUAACGGAA
Molecule: messenger RNA, 2403 nt
Organism: Anastrepha obliqua
Lineage: Eukaryota; Metazoa; Arthropoda; Insecta; Diptera; Tephritidae
Gene: Klp64D
Product: kinesin-like protein KIF3A
Exons: 1
Coding region: 96-2108 (670 amino acids)
Biological process (GO): microtubule-based movement
Molecular function (GO): microtubule motor activity; ATP binding; microtubule binding
Source: RefSeq, a predicted model, not a curated record